Molecule: messenger RNA, 600 nt
Organism: Alternaria viburni
Lineage: Eukaryota; Fungi; Ascomycota; Dothideomycetes; Pleosporales; Pleosporaceae
Exons: 1
Coding region: 1-600 (199 amino acids)
Biological process (GO): protein quality control for misfolded or incompletely synthesized proteins; protein deglycosylation; glycoprotein catabolic process
Cellular component (GO): cytosol; nucleus
Molecular function (GO): peptide-N4-(N-acetyl-beta-glucosaminyl)asparagine amidase activity
Source: RefSeq, a predicted model, not a curated record
AUGAACUGGCUGCACGAAUCAGGUGUCCUAUAUCUCGGCGACGAACAGGCUUUCCUCAACGUGUUCCUAUACCACUAUGCCGGUCGUCCCGCUCUCUCCGCUGAGCGCGCCCACCAAUACAUACCAUCUUUGUUCAACGAUACCGUCGUCGGUAUCCCGGGCAAUGACGAUAGCGGCGCCAUGGGCUCUUUUGAAGCCUUCGUCAUGAUGGGUUUCUUCCCUAACGCUGGACAGGAUGUAUACUUCAUCAUACCUCCAUUUUUCGAAUCCAUCUCCAUCAAGAAUGGCCAGACUGGCAACACAGCGACGAUUCGGAAUGUCAACUUUGAUGCGGCUUAUGAGAACAUUUACAUCCAAUCUGCCACGCUCAACGGUGCACCGUACACGAAGAACUGGAUCCAACACAGCUUCUUCUUGGAAGGCGGUGUCUUGGAGCUGACCUUGGGUCCGCAGGAAAGCAGCUGGGGAACGAAGUCGGAAGACGUGCCUCCUAGUCUUGGACCGUUCACAAACAGCACUGUGUCUAGCAAGAGGUCUAUUGGCGCGGAUCGAGAGUGGGCGAUGCCGAGGAUGGAGUUUGGAUCUGUCGGUAGUCAGUGA